AUGCCGGUUCAAAGCCUCUACGAGCUGGCUCGUCAGCGGCUCAUUAAGAACAUCGACCUUGUCCGCGAUAUUGGCGACUUGCCCUACUCUUUCCUCGGUCCACCUGUCCUCAGAUUCAUACAAAACCCAGAUCAGCUCGCGGAGCUUGAGACGAAAUGCCCACAAAUACUUGGCGAGACGGGCGAGAUCUGGCUUCGCUUCAUCAAGCGAGACAUACCAGAUUGGAGCAAGAAGCCUCAUGAGCCCAAAGAUCCGAAUAACUGGGGAAAGGUCUAUCGCAAACUUAAGAGGGAUGCGGAGAUUGAAAAACAUGCCGACGAGGUGGCUCUGAAACAGAAGAUGAAGGCGUUGCAGAACGAUCGCGCUCAGAACAAGACGAUGAUCGUGGAUAGUCGGAUGGCAUAUGGUGCAGGCGCUAGCCGUGUCUUCACUGGGCGCACAUCCACUCCUUGGGGCGUGCCUUCUGGUGCGCCUGUAAAGACGGGCAAGGUCGCUUUCGACAAACUGAAGCGAGGCAUGUUUGACCGUGGACGUGAACGCCCCAAGGCCUCCCAUAUACCCGCACACAUUCUCGCCCAGAGAAAGACUACCGUCAGGCAAGCUCCGGCACGCAUGGUUCGGAUGGAAGAGACCAAGGCUCCGCGCGAACAAGCAGCACCAGUGGCUAAGAAGCCUGAGCAACAACCAUCGGCAUCGGCAUCGGCGGCCCAGGCCCGCAUCAAACAGAGGCCAGCACCCCCGACAAGAACGUCGCUUCCAGCAGGUCAGCAGUUCAACGCGCCUAAGCCGGUAGCAUCAACUGGUCCGUCCGGAGUCGCCCCACCACCCAAGAGGAAGAGAGAACCAUACAGCAUGUUCCAACCGAAGAAAAGAAAGAUGCUAUGAGACACAUCACAAGUCUAUUUUCCGGCGCAAAGGUUCAACUUAUCGGCACUAUUGCCUAGGAGUUUCUGCUACUUGCAUUCACGCAAAGUGAAUCACUUGCAUAUCAAAUGGGGUUUGGAAGUUUAUGAGGCGUCUUUAGGAUAUUGGGUUGAUAGAUAUAGUAUAAGGAGUUAUAUGGAUGAGGUUGUUGUAUUUGGAUACUUGUUUGGGUUAUCUAGCAGAUACGAUUUGCACUUGGGGGCCACUGCUUUACACAUUAUAUAGACCAGGACAGACUUAUGUCUAAUCAAUCAUGGAUCGCA
Molecule: messenger RNA, 1187 nt
Organism: Pyrenophora tritici-repentis Pt-1C-BFP
Lineage: Eukaryota; Fungi; Ascomycota; Dothideomycetes; Pleosporales; Pleosporaceae
Product: Elongin-A domain containing protein
Biological process (GO): transcription elongation by RNA polymerase II
Cellular component (GO): elongin complex; nucleus
Source: RefSeq, a predicted model, not a curated record